This is a messenger RNA of Sporisorium graminicola, 867 nucleotides long. RefSeq lists its product as uncharacterized. The transcript has a single exon. Gene Ontology annotation, biological process: mRNA splicing, via spliceosome. Lineage: Eukaryota; Fungi; Basidiomycota; Ustilaginomycetes; Ustilaginales; Ustilaginaceae. Gene Ontology annotation, molecular function: RNA binding. The record is from RefSeq and is a predicted model, not a curated record. Gene Ontology annotation, cellular component: nuclear speck. The coding region runs from base 1 to 867 and encodes 288 amino acids.
AUGUCUGGACGAGGAUACGACCGCGGUUAUGACCGCGACGAUCGCGAUGAUCGAGGCCCCCGAGGUGGGCGUGGGGGCCGCGGUGGAGGCGGAGGUGGAGGCGGAGGACGAGACCGCGCUCCUCCUACUACCCUCUUUGUCGCCGGCUUCCCUCCCAACAUGCGGGCCAAGGACCUGGCUUACGAGUUCGAGCGUAUGGGUCCUUUGAUCCGCUGCGACAUCCCCGCUCUCAAGUCGGCCACCGCUACGCCCUACGCCUUCAUCGAGUACGAGGACCCUCGUGAUGCUGACGCUGCUUUCCGCGAGAUGCAUGGUAUGCGAUUCGGCCGCAACGAGAUCUCGAUCCAGUUUGCAAAGAACGCCCCCUCGGCCAGCUGGAGGUUCGAUGGCCCUUCGCGCGGCCCUCCUCCUCCUCCUUCGUUCGGUGGUGGCCGCGGCGGCCGUGAGCCGCGUGAUGAUCGCGGUCGCUCCGACGUCCCUCCCCCGCCGCAGCGUCCUAAGCUUAGCAAGGAAGAGGAGGAGGAGGCUGACCGCGCUGCCGAGGAGCGCGCCCGUAAGCGUGCCGAGCUCCGUCGUCAGCGUGAGCGCUCGCCUGAGCCUCGACGUGACGCCGAUGCCGACUACCCCGAGGACCGCAGAAGGAGCGAAUCGCGCCGCGAGGACGAUGUCGACCGAGACGAGCGACGCGAGAACGGCGAUGGCGUGACCAACGGUAACGGUAACGGUGCUGGUGACGACCAGCCCAAGGACGAUGUCAAGGACGAUGGUGCUAAUGAUGCUGCUGGCACUGCUGCUGCGGAUGCCACCGCUGACGACAAGAAGCCCGAGGAGAAUGACGCUGCAUCUGGCUGGGUAAGCAACGAGUGA